This is a messenger RNA of Racocetra persica, 781 nucleotides long. The record is from the annotation of a GenBank genome assembly. Lineage: Eukaryota; Fungi; Glomeromycota; Glomeromycetes; Diversisporales; Gigasporaceae.
AUGGCUGAACGUGAAGAACGUGAGAGAGCUGAACGUGAAGAACGUGAAAGAGCUAAACGUGAAGAGCAGGAACUCCUGCGACAAGAACGCGAAAUUGCUGAACGUGAAGAACGGGAACGUAAGCGAUUAGAACGUGAAAGAGCUGAACAUGAGGAACAGGAACGCGAACAAUUGGAGCGCGAGGAACAGGAACGUGAACAAUUAGAACGAGAAAGAGCUGAACAGGAGGAGCGUGAACGUACAGAACAACUAAGACGAGAGCGAGAAGAACAAAAAAGAUUAGAUGAAGAAAAACAACGUGCAGAAAAAGAAAGAUUGAGACGACAAAGAGAGGAAGAGGAGGAGUUGCUUAGGCAAGAACGCUUGAAAUUAGAAGAGGAGGAGCUACUUCGCCAGCAAGAAUUGGCAAGUGCCGAGGCUACAGAAACCCAAACCCUUUCAGCACGUGUUAUUUAUCCCUAUGAUGCUGCCGAAGAUAAUGAAAUGUCGUUAAUAGAAGGCGAAAUAAUUGUAAACAUCAGCCAAAUAGAUGACGGUUGGUGGCAAGGUGAAAGUAAGGAUGGUUCUCGUUAUGGGUUAUUCCCUGCAAAUUAUGUGGAGUCUAUUGAGGGUGAAACUGAACUCACAACCGAAACGUCGGCCAAAGCCCUCUAUGAUUAUGAUGCCGGUGAGGAUAAUGAAAUUUCAUUUAAGGAGGAUGAUAUUCUCAAUGAUAUUAAAUUUGUAUCGGAGGAUUGGUGGCAAGGUACAUCACCAGAUGGUAUAAUUGGACUCUUCCCGG